Molecule: messenger RNA, 2254 nt
Organism: Phytophthora nicotianae INRA-310
Lineage: Eukaryota; Oomycota; Peronosporomycetes; Peronosporales; Peronosporaceae
Exons: 2
Coding region: 124-1302 (392 amino acids)
Source: RefSeq, a predicted model, not a curated record
GCUCCAGUCGCUGUGAGCGUAGGCAGCACCCAGCGCCGCUUAGAAGAUCGCACUGCUGAUAACAGGUAUCUCGGCAUUACCGGUAUGAGAAUCUCAUUGUGAUGGCUUUGUUUACGGUACUUUAUGCUGUCAAACCCGUAUAUUGGAGGGCUUGUGACUAAACUUUUUAGAUCAGAUCAGCCAAUCAUAUGCAGACUUGUUGAUGGUUCACUCAUUAAAGAGCCAUCGAUGCCGACGAGUACCUACGUUAGCCCCACGCGUGUGGACAAUUUGAAUACUGAUGCAUUGAAAGUGCGCGUGUUUGCCGUUGACAAGCGUCGCAAACCCAGCCACGCAGAGCGGAAGAAGAAGCUGGAGGAGGAGAUUCGACUUUUGGAGUCUGGUGUGGUGGUGCUGAAGACCAGAGGCUUGCCGCCGCAGUUGUUGCUGCAGAAGGACCCAUUACUACGUCCCGUAGCGGUCGAGUUCUCGACACUGAUGUACUCGAUAAACACGCAGCAGCUACGAGUUGCCAAGAUGCAGUCGGCACUCUCGCAGUGUCUAACAGACCAGCAGUAUUAUCCUCUCUACAGUCAUAUUAAAUUAACUAAGGACUGGAAAGAGAGACGUGGUACGUUGCUGGCCAUGCGAGACCAGAAGAUCCGCAAUGCUCUAAACUUCGUCAUGGGACCAGGAGGUAUCAAUGAUGCCAUGAAGAAACAGUCUUCUCAAAACCAGUUUGAGAACGAAGAGGGCGAUUUAUGCUGUGUUCUCUUCGAUACAAUUCAGUUUCCAGGAGUUAAGUCGCUCCAACAGGUCUACGACGCUCUGUCGUUCUACAAGAACAACAUGGAGAUCAUCAUCACGGAGCAGUUAGGACACAUCACGAUUCGUGAAGACUACGAUGAGGUGAACGAAGCAGCAUUCCACACAAGGAUACUAUCAACGAAUGAAGACGGCAUUACUACAGAGGGUAAUGUGGUGUCAUUCCGAGCCAUGUUAAGUGAUGGAUACGACGGUGAACCUUGUGCGGUCAUGGUCGGGGACUCGGUCGAUGAAGACGACAAGUACCCCUAUCUAUCUCACAGAUACGUCCGCAAAGAUAUCUCAACUGCAGUGGUGCUCACGGAGAACAGGAAUACUGGUGAGAAGUCAGACGUGGUGGUCACAAUGCGACGUGCUGCGUUCUACAAGGUCCGUCGACCAGAGUUCCCCGUUACUUUCUGCGAGUUAGAGAACUUGCGUGAUGCUACAACGCAAUGGUCCGAUGUGAUGCUCAAGACUAUACGUGGAAUUCUUUACCCCACAAAAACAAACAAUUGAGUCGGAAAAAAAACUUUACUCUUCUUCUUCGUCAGACUCCUCCACAUUAACGUGUACUCGAUGCCAUGCGUUGUUCAGCACACCUCUCAUGUUCCAGAUAGGUGCGAUCGUAUCCGGCUGGACGUUGUAAGAAGCAUCAACAGCUUUACACAUGAUAUCCAGCUUCUUGGUACCAGGCGGUACCUCCACAUCUAAUUCCCAAGGAGUCCAAGCCCACGCACGGUUGUACUUUUGGCGUUUCCCUGACUCGUGCAGCUCAGCAGGUGUCCACGUUUUGCCUCCGUCAACCGAGAUAUCCACUCGAAUGAUAUUGCGACCACCGCCACUCCAAGCAUAGCCUUUCACAGUCACGAUCGAGCUGUCUGAGGCAUCAUCUACCAAGUGAAUUGAUCCGUUCUUAGGCUCCGUAAUCGCAGACUGGACUGGCAGUUCUUGAAUAGAGUCACCAGCAAACUUCCAGUAGUCAUCACGAGAGUAGUCUACGUUAGGUGGGAAGCCUUUGUAGUCGCGCUGUUGCCAGAAACUCGGACUCUCGUCGCUCGAGAGCACGAUACGAUGCAGGAACUUCACGUUACGAGCGCCUACUGUUCCAGGCACGAUGACUCGAAGAGGAUAGCCGUGAUCUCGUGGGAUGGUCUCUCCGUUCAUCUCGAAGGCAAGUAGUACGUCCUUCCUGGGGUCCAAUGCCGUCGCAACAGGGAUCGACGCACCGUAUGUGUUGCCUUCCGUAUCGGCAUCAAGUCCUUCGAACUGCACAUGCUGGAUGACGGUAUUGCAAUCAUCGCACGUCUCCAUGUUCUCUCCCACCUCACACUCACAUUCUCCAUGUCUGGAAUCCUCAUCAGUUAUACCGAUACUUGCAAGCACAUCGGAGAGCAACACACCCGUCCAGUUCGCUGUAGAUAAGGCAGUAGUAUCCCAACUCAAUCCAUUCACCUGCUUCACACCCGAC